CCUCAGCCUCUGUCAUUCUCGAGCGGAUAGUUUUGUUGUCAAAAUGGAGUUCUUACUUGGCAAUCCAUUCAGCACUCCCGUGGGUCAAAAUAUAGAGAGGGCGACAGAUGGAGGCUUACAGAACGAAGACUGGACCCUCAACAUGGAGAUCUGUGACAUCAUCAACGAGACAGAAGAGGGGCCAAAAGACGCCAUGCGGGCUCUGAAGAAGAGGCUCACUGGCAACAAGAACUACAGAGAAGUGAUGCUGGCGCUAACAGUUUUGGAGACGUGUGUGAAAAACUGUGGCCACAGGUUUCACGUCCAGGUGGCCAACAGAGAUUUCAUCGACGGCGUGUUGGUCAAAAUCAUCUCGCCCAAAACCAAUCCUCCAACCAUCGUGCAGGACAAAGUUCUGUCGCUCAUACAAGCCUGGGCUGAUGCCUUCAGGAGCAGCCCUGACCUAACUGGUGUAGUCCACAUUUACGAGGAACUGAAGAGGAAGGGCAUCGAGUUCCCAAUGGCAGACCUGGAUGCACUGUCCCCCAUCCACACACCACAGAGGGGUACACCAGAGGUAGACCCUUCUAUGAUCAAGUACCUAGCACCUGCUUCACAAGCUGUUGUGACGACUAGACCUUCCCCGACCCCUGUCUCUGCUGCACAGGAUCCCCCGGCACCUGGCCCCAUCACAGCAACCGCUGAACAGAUCGCACGGCUGCGCAGCGAGCUGGACGUAGUGAGAGGAAACACCAAAGUCAUGUCGGAGAUGCUGACAGAGAUGGUCCCUGGACAGGAAGAUGCCUCUGACCUCGAACUGCUUCAGGAGCUGAACAGAACCUGCAGGGCCAUGCAGCAGAGGGUAGUCGAGCUGAUUUCCCGCGUCUCCAACGAGGAGGUGACCGAGGAGCUUUUACACGUCAACGACGACCUCAACAACAUCUUCCUCCGAUAUGAGAGGUAUGAGAGGUACAGGUUGGGUAGAGCUGCACAGAACAACGGGAUGUUGAAUGAGGCCACAGAGGACAACCUGAUAGACCUGGGCCCAGGCUCUCCUGCGGUGGUCACGCCCCGGAUCAUCUCCAGCCCUACGCCCCACUCCCCCGCCAGGGCCACUGCCUCCCCAGCCCGGGACCCCACUCCCGCCUCGCUAUCCACUGCACUAGCUGGCCUUGAUGUAGCCUCAGAAAGCGUGAGCGGCACCCUGUCUUCUUUACCGGGCCCCAAAAAGGAUGACUUUGACAUGUUUGCCCAGACCAGGAGCACCUCGCUGGCCGAACAACGCAAAAAUGUAACGUAUGAAGAUCCUCAGGCUCUGGGCGGCCUGGCGUCUGCUUUGGAUGUGAGACAACAGAACGCAGGAGGGCUGAGGGUUAAAGGGGAUGAUAACCCGGCAGAUCAGGAGCUGCCCAUAGACAGCUGGCUUAUUACCCAAGGAAUGAUCCCCGUAUCGCAGUCCUCUGUAAUGGAUGACAUAGAGGAGUGGCUCUGUGCUGACGUGGUAGGGGAUACUGCAGAGGAAGGGGUGACCAGUGAAGAAUUUGACAAGUUCCUGGAGGAGCGAGCGAAGGCGGUGGACUCUCUGCCAUCUCCCCCUGGAGCUGACCCUGCUCAACCCGCCCGGGCCCCCAGCGCAGGCUCCCACAAGAAGGCUGAGCGGACAGAAGACGCCCUCUUUGCCUUGUAGACUGUUCGCAGCGAGCCUCCAUCUCUCUCUGCAGGGCUUC
Labrus mixtus (cuckoo wrasse) is the source of this 1706-nucleotide messenger RNA. It is a transcript of the gene tom1l2a, whose product is annotated as TOM1-like protein 2. NCBI's taxonomy places the organism in Eukaryota, Metazoa, Chordata, Actinopteri, Labriformes, Labridae. Gene Ontology annotation, cellular component: endosome; membrane. Gene Ontology annotation, biological process: signal transduction. The transcript has 16 exons. The coding region runs from base 44 to 1666 and encodes 540 amino acids. Gene Ontology annotation, molecular function: phosphatidylinositol binding; ubiquitin binding; clathrin binding. The record is from RefSeq and is a predicted model, not a curated record.